AUGCAAAAUCCUAGUGAACCUAACUUUGAUCGUUCUUUCACGAUUAUUUCACAUAAUUCUCAAGGAGAUAACGUUACAAGUGCGAAUACCAUGCAAAAUCCUUCGACUUCUAAUGAUGAGAUUAUUUCUCGCGUGGCAUUUAUACCAUUAAAUAGCGAGCAUGAACAAAAUAGUAACGAUUAUGCGUAUAUUCAACCGAUGACUCCAAGUCAAUCUGUUCAGAUGAUUCAAAAUUUUCAAACACCAUCUAUGGAAUAUCCUCAAGAGAGUGUUGUUGGUAUGGCUAGACAUUCAUUCUUUUAUAGUCCUUGCAAUGAUGAUCAUAUUUAUCAUAUCAUUUGUGAAGAGACAGAUUUUUAUGAAAUGGUUUCUCACUUGAUUAAUAAUUUCUUGAUUUCAUCUCAUUCAACUCGAUCAUUUAUAUUUUACUUUCAACAACCUAAUGAUAAAAAAAUCUAUCAAGUAACAUGUGAAAUGAUCAAUGUUUAUUUCGAUGAAAUCGAGCCAAAUGAACAGCAGCAUCGCGUGGAAUUUUCUAAUGAACUUAAAGAAAAUCUCGAAUUUUAUUUGAAACAAAGUUUAGUUAAUUAUUUGGCACCAAAAGAUGGAUUAUAA
This is a messenger RNA of Funneliformis geosporum, 615 nucleotides long. Lineage: Eukaryota; Fungi; Glomeromycota; Glomeromycetes; Glomerales; Glomeraceae. The record is from the annotation of a GenBank genome assembly.